Messenger RNA from Formica exsecta, 3108 nucleotides. It is a transcript of the gene Paip2, whose product is annotated as polyadenylate-binding protein-interacting protein 2B. Gene Ontology annotation, molecular function: mRNA regulatory element binding translation repressor activity. Gene Ontology annotation, biological process: negative regulation of translational initiation. Gene Ontology annotation, cellular component: cytoplasm. The record is from RefSeq and is a predicted model, not a curated record. Lineage: Eukaryota; Metazoa; Arthropoda; Insecta; Hymenoptera; Formicidae. The transcript is spliced from 4 exons. Bases 207 to 677 code for a protein of 156 amino acids.
AUGUAACGACGCCGGUGGCAGCACUGUUCGCGAACGCUAAUUUGUGUUGAACGACACGUAUUUCGGUUUUCGGUACGUGCCCGUGAACUGAUCCGUACGUACGUACGACGAUAGGUAUUUCACACGACGGCGACGAAUCCGAGAUCUGGGAGCCGUUUUUCUCACAGAAAAGGUGAUUGUUCAGUACAUCGCUCAACAUACUGGCUAUGAAAAUGAAGAUUCCGAACGGUGGAUCAGGAAGCGGUUAUUACGGGCAUGAAACAGGUAUCACUUCCUACAUGGAUAACAACAGCGAUACAGAGCCUGAGGUGCAAGGAAUAGGCGAUGGUGAUUUCUCAGAAUAUCUGUGGAUGGAGAAUGAGGAGGAAUUUGACAAACAGGUACUCCAACAAUUAGAAGAGGAAGAAUUGAUGGAGGAAUGUCUAGAAGCAAUGUUAGAAGAAGAGAGGCAACAUCAGAGGAAUAUGAAUUCCACAGCUUGGUCCACAGCUACUGGCACUUCUGACAAUAACGCCGCUGAGCUUUGUCAACAACUUAGCAAUCUGAGAAUGCCCGACGAUCUUGCUAAACAGAGCACGCUAAAUCCAGAUGCAGCUGAAUUUAUUCCGGCACGCAAAUCAACUGUGGUAUCUGUAAGUACAUCGUCAGAAACUACAGUCACCACAGAACCAUCGUAGAAAUCUUUUGUAUCUUUCUUCUUGUCCCUCCCUGUUUAAGUCACGUAAAAUCGGGCUACAUGUAAUGUUUAGAGUUUACUAUUUCUAAUCUGAGACAGUGGUAUUAUAAGUGGAUCGUGUUAGAAGUUCAAUGACUGUGACUGUACGUACAAAGAUAAAGAGAGAUAAAGAGCGCGAGCUGUGCUGCAUGGUGCGUAAUGUGCGUCAUCCAAACGUAAUGCCAAUUACGUAACCUCCGGGUGAAAUACUUAAAUGUAAUACCGAAAUUUUUAUAGACAAAAAAUAUCGAACGUGAUAUUGCGUGGGAUAAUUAUGUAUAUGUUUUUUGCCGAAAAAUAUUAACGAACGAUCGUGUAUAAAAAUCACUUGUUAAAAAAAAUUUGCAAUUUAUAUCUCUUGUUCAAUGCCGUUUACAUCAAGAAUAGGUUUUCGCGGUGGCAGAUAUUUUUAGCAUUUUUAAUUUAUAUAAAUUACAAUCAUUGCACGGGAAUAACUUAUCUUGUAUGGGAAUAACUUAUUGUUUACACACACAUUGAAAGAACAGAAGGAAUAGAAUGCAUGGAUCGCUUAGACAGAAGAAAGUCUCAUAAGUUUCUAAAGUAAUGUAUAUACACACACAAGCAAGAACAUACACACAUACUGUUUUGUAAAUUAUGUUCAUAUCUUAUGUAUAUGUAUGUCUCGAUCAAAUCCCAUCAUCGUGGAGAGUAAACCUUUUUAUCUUUUUCAUCAAGCUGUAAAACACAAUUGUAAAACUUUUUACAGCCUGAAAAAGUGUUUUACAGUUUGGUGUCCAUCUGCCCAAUGAAAACUUUCCUUAAGAGUUCCUUUUGUAAUACUUAUAGCAGAGAGAAUGAAAUAUUUACAGAAUCAUUAGCAGGACAUAUUUUACCAUGAUCAUAUAUUGAAGAUAUGUUAAUAAUAACAAAUAUUUUGCUUCCGAUAGAUGAAUCGACAAUUGCAAGCGUAUAAAUGCGGAAAAUCAGGAUUAUAAUUUGUACAAAUAUAUUGUUUCGCUUAGAAAUUUGCGUAAGAAAGAUAUAUUCGAGUACUAUCACAUCGAGUCCUGCUUCAGCAUUCAUUCAACAAACUUAAAGAUCUCAAGUGAAAGUCUUACUUAGGCUGUGAGGGACUCUUUUUAUGACUCUUUUAGUGACACUGAGAAUCAGGAUACUAUUUACUUAUUUUUUAAAUCAAUUUCCAUGAGAUACUUCGAAAUUUCAGGAGAUUAUAGGUUGUAGUGUAAUCUCAAUAUGAGAAUAGAAUAAAUGGUGAAUGUACUUCAAAUCCGCUUGAAUAGCAAGAAGAUUGAUUUGACUUUUGCAUAAUAUUUAUACAUAUAUACUCAUUAUUUACGAAAAGAGAGAGAGUGGAUAUCACAUCACAUCACAUAUUUAUACAAUAUUUGAUAUUUCUUCUCGUAUCUCUUGUGAUUUCUCUUAUGAAUAAUUUGUUUUACUUGAAAUAACUUUUAAAUCAUGUCAUCUCGUAAUCCUCCUUUAAAAUUUGAGAAAAUAUUGAAUUAUAUCCUCUGUAAAUUUAAAAUCAAACUUUUUGCAAUCCAAGAUUAUAAUAACGAUUAAAAUGCAUUCGUGCUUACUUACUUGGUGAUAUCUGCCAUUCUUUUUAAUGAUUAUGAAUAAGUGUACGAGUUUUAAUAAGAUCUAUAUAUUGAGAUAUCUAUAUAUUGUUUCGUGUUUGCGUUCUAUAUACUUUAUACGUGGUAAAUAUAUGCACAUUGUUUUAGUCACAACCUGGUUUAGCAUGAACGUAGAAACUGUGAUUAUCAAAAAACAGCGCGUUACUAAGUUUACCGAAUAUUAUUCACAUAUAUGAGACACAUUAUAUUAAUUUUUUACAAUCCACUUUGGAAUCACUUUUCCUGUCGUUUAUUUUAUACACAAGAAAUACGAUAUUAUUAAGCUUAUAAUAUACACUCUCAGUUACAGACUUAAUUGUCAAAAGAAUAAAAAUUAUAAAAAACGGCAAGGCGCGAGACUCUGGGAAUAAUUGAAUAUUUUAUGAUGUGUUACAUUUAACAAAUUAAAGAUGACACAAGGAGAUUACGAAUUUUGCGAUGCUUAAAAAAAAAAAAUCAAAUCAAUGCGAGUCUAAACUAAAGCAGAGACUGAUUUCACGUCCAUUCUUACGUCAGCUUUAAUACCUGAAGUAGAUCGUAUAUAACCAUCUUUUAAUUAUUACUUUACAAUCGCUAAUCUAGGCUCUAUGUAAUAUAGAAAAUUAUUUGCAAUAUUAUACUAUCCUGCAUAAUAUUGAGAUAUACCGUUGAUAAACUGAUAUUGAUAAAAAUAUGCCGACUAUUAUUCUAUAUUUAAGGAUUUAUUGAUUAAAAAAGAAAUCUAGUUUCUGCUAUAUGUCUGUCUUAAAACUUCGUUUCUUAAAAUUUUCACAACAAAUUGAUCUUAUCUAU